AUGUCUAAUUGCGCGUGUGGAGCCAGAGUAAGGAGGGUGGAUAUGCAUCGCCACCGAACACAGCUCUGUCCUUGCCUUCCCGCUUCUUGUCCCUUAACAUGUGGAUUAGAACUUGGGAGGUACUUUGCAUCUCCUUUUUUUUUUUUCGGUAUUUUACAAUUAGGCUGAUGUAAGGCAUCAAGAGACCUCUACUUCGGUUAGUAAGUUUUUGUGAAAGUUUUCCCCACUAAAUAUUCCCGCUAGUGGUGCUUAUAUACGUUCAGUGUUAAAAAGUAGCGGCUACAUGGUAGCCGCUCUCACUGGAUGAUUAAAAAGCAUUAUAGGGAAAGCCUUCAGGUGCGUAUUUCGUGCCAGGAUUCACGGAAACGCAGUUAAAUAGGCGGAGUAUUAUGCAGUUUUAUCACAAUGCUAUGUGUAAUUACUUUCAAUAUAUGAUCUAACCGAAGCAUGGCAAACUGAAGAAAUAGUUGUCCCAUUGUCUUUUGACAGAAAAGAUGUUCCAUUUCAUAUGGUUAUUUGUCCAAAGCGUAUUGUCCAGUGUGGUGUUCCUGGUUGCCUUGAUGUGAUCCGACAAUCGGAAAUGGUGGUACAUAUCAGAGACAACGCAAGAAAACACUUGGGCUUAUAUGCCAUUGACGAGCAGGCAAAGGUAUGGUCUCUAAAGGAAGUAAGAAUAUUGCUUCUAACGAUAGUAAACUAAUUUACACAUCAUACAGUGUAUAGGACGGAUUCAUUGCUACGAACGUUCUAGAACGAAAGUAAUUGCAUGGUUACUUUUCCAGAGCUUAACAAUUUUUUGCCAGCUCCCCAAAUAGUGUUGAGACGCACGCAAAUCUCCAAGCAAUCGCAAUACUAUUGCUUGGUUUUAAAUUUUAAGAAUUUAUUUCCUCGGCUACAUAGCGUAUCGAUUCGACUCUCUCUAUUCAUUUUUUUGAUAGGCCACAGUCUACACGGAAAUAAAGAGUAAAAGUGCCGUCGUUCUGACUUGGUUGGUGCCGAAUGAUUGGAAAUGGCCCAUCGCUUCUCCUCUGGUGCAGGCGUUUGAUAGGGAAUGGAGACUUGUUCUGACAAGAGGAAAGCUUUAG
Pocillopora meandrina is the source of this 1085-nucleotide messenger RNA. Lineage: Eukaryota; Metazoa; Cnidaria; Anthozoa; Scleractinia; Pocilloporidae. The record is from the annotation of a GenBank genome assembly.